UUUACUUCCAAGUUCCAACUUGUUUCGAUUCUUGGCAUUGACUUUUUACACCAUUAAUUGUUAUCCAUCAUCUGUUUUAUCUCAAUCAAUGCCGUCUAGGUUCAUAAUUUUGUGACUUCUUGAUAUCCCUCCCCUAAAUUUGUGAAUAGAUUCCGGGUUUAUUGUGUUCGAUUUGUACCAUAUUCAUCUAACUUUUUCUCCUGUAAAUCUUGAAUUUGAUUGAUCUCAAGCUUCUUCUUCUCUCCUGUCUCAGAUUGCGGCAAAAAGAUAACUUUUUUUUUGAUUUGGUUUGGAUAGAUAUUUCUAAACCAGAAUCAAUAGAGAAACUGAUAUUCACCGAAUCUGAGGUUUUGAGAAAAGAUUGGGGAGAUGAGAGACCAAGUAUGGAGAUGGGUUUUAGGGUUGGUUUACAUAUUUGCAGUUGCGACAAUUUGGAUCGCAGCUAGUUUCGUUGUACAGUCAGUUGUAGAUGAGGGCGUUUCCCCCUUUCUGGUAACCUACAUUUGCAAUUCAUUGUUCGUUGUGUAUAUACCCUUAGUAGAAAUUGGAAGGUAUUUGGAGGAUAGGUAUGGAAGCAUUUUCUUUUGGUUGAAUAGAAAAAAUGAUGCUUCAUUGCAAGACUCUAAGCUUUCAGAAGAGGCCAUUCUUCUCCACACUAACGAGAUAUCGAAUGAGUUGAACCAGGGGGUAGUUGCUCUUGCUCAACAAGAGGCUGCAGAUCAUGGUGAAGUAGUAGUAGUCAGGGAUGAGCCUGAUUUAGGGUUGGAUGGGAAAGGGCGUUGGACGCGUUGGAGAGUUGCUAAAGUCAGCAUCUUGAUCUGCCCCAUUUGGUUUAUGGCACAGCUCACAUUUAAUCUUUCCCUCAAAUACACUACAGUUACUUCAAAUACCAUCCUGAGCAGUGCAUCCAGUCUGUUUACAUUUCUAGUUGCUCUUGUAUUUUUGGGAGAGAAGUUCACUUGGCUGAAGCUGAUAAGUGUUCUGCUUUGUAUGGGGGGAGUGAUCAUUGUCAGCCUUGGAGACUCGGGGUCAGGAUCGAAUGAGGUUGCCUCAAAUCCUGCACUGGGAGAUGUUCUCUCUCUUUUAUCUGCAGCAUUUUAUGCUGCUUAUAUAACACUUAUUCGCCAAAAAUUGCCUGAUGAAGACGAUAAAGCUCAAGGCAGUGUUAGUAUGGCACAGUUUCUUGGAUUCCUGGGCUUGUUCAACCUCUUGUUUUUCUUUCCUGUGGCUCUCAUUCUAGAGUUUUCGAAGCUCGGGCUUCUCAACACUCUCACUAGGAAGCAAUUUGGUCUAAUCGUUGGCAAAGGUUUACUGGAUAAUGUGCUGAGCGACUAUCUAUGGGCCAAGGCUGUGCUUCUUACAUCGACCACUGUGGCAACGGCAGGUCUUUCCAUUCAGGUACCGUUAGCGACCAUCGUGGAUUCAUUGAUUGGGAAUGUGCCCCAUCCGAUGGAUUACGUCGGAGCUGUUGCUGUGAUGAUUGGUUUCGCAGGUCUUAAUUUCCCCUCAGAUGCUUUUUCAACAACUAGGGAAGCUCAUCUUGAACUGGAUACUGGAAAUACAACAACAGAUGUUGACAAUCGCCUUUCAGAAGCUGCUAACUAGAUUUUUCGUUGCAGAGUGUAUACAUACAAAGAUUAAUGUGGAUACAUGUACUAUAGAGUUAGUUCGUUUCAACUGAAAUACAAAAGAAAAAGAAGAAUUGUUUUUUCGUUA
Salvia hispanica is the source of this 1716-nucleotide messenger RNA. Its product is annotated as putative transporter C405.03c. Gene Ontology annotation, biological process: transmembrane transport. NCBI's taxonomy places the organism in Eukaryota, Viridiplantae, Streptophyta, Magnoliopsida, Lamiales, Lamiaceae. The record is from RefSeq and is a predicted model, not a curated record. Gene Ontology annotation, cellular component: membrane. Gene Ontology annotation, molecular function: transmembrane transporter activity.